UGGAGGGGAGGCAUUUGUUAUUGGCUGUCUCCGGACCUCAAGGAUAACAUUCCUGUCCUUUCCAUUGGCCGCCCCGCUGCUGCAAGCCUCUUCCCGUCUUAUUUUGAUGAUGAAUAUGAAGGCAUGCUAAGCUGUGCCGGAGAGUAGCUCUCGCUGACUACACUCCCACCCCGGGCUCAAGGACUCCAGAGCUCCCCGGCUGCUUCCCCUGCCCACUGCCAGCAGCAGCAGCAGCAGCAGCAGCAGCAACAGCAGCAGCAGCAACGCCAAAAGUUGUGAUGCUUUUCUUCACCCAGUGCUUUGGGGCUGUGUUAGAUCUUAUUCACCUCCGGUUUCAGCACUACAAGGCAAAGAGGGUUUUCUCAGCUGCCGGGCAACUUGUCUGUGUCGUCAACCCAACACACAGCCUCAAGUAUGCACCGACCCGCUGUGCAGCUGCGCAGGCAUCCACGGAGCAAGGCAUCCUUCCUCCCUGCCAUCACCACGAAGCGGUGCACGACCCCCAGCUGGUCCCCUGCACGUGCCCGCUCUUCUCCUGCCCAUGGGAAGGGCAUCUAGAGGUGGUGGUGUCCCACCUGAGGCAGACCCACCGCAUCAACAUCCUUCAGGGCGCGGAGAUUGUCUUCCUGGCCACGGACAUGCACCUGCCCGCACCAACGGACUGGAUCAUCAUGCACUCUUGCCUUGGCCACCAGUUUUUGCUGGUCCUCAGGAAGCAGGAGAAGUAUGAGGGCCACCCCCAGUUCUUUGCCACGAUGAUGCUGAUCGGCACGCCCACCCAAGCCAACAACUUCACCUACCGGCUGGAGCUCAACAGGAACCAGAGGCGCCUCAAGUGGGAGGCGACCCCCAGGUCGAUCCUGGAGUGCGUUGACUCUGUCAUUUCGGACGGGGAUUGCCUUGUGCUGAACACUUCCCUGGCUCAACUCUUUUCUGACAAUGGAAGCCUAGCGAUAGGAAUUGUGAUAACCACCAGCAAAGUUCACAGCUCCGAAGCUGAAAUGUGAUGGGGAGGAGGGAGAGGAGGAGGAACAACAGCAACAACAAUGGUGCUCUAGCUGCCUUCUGAAAGCCAGAACUCGCAGACUUUUUAUGGGGUGGGUCUCGGGUCUUUUAUGGUAUUUAGUACUUGUCCACAGUGGGCAUUAUGUAAACAUCCCGUGGUUAUGAUCCCUGUGUCAUGUAUUUACCGUUUUGCUAA
Molecule: messenger RNA, 1201 nt
Organism: Vidua macroura (Pin-tailed whydah)
Lineage: Eukaryota; Metazoa; Chordata; Aves; Passeriformes; Viduidae
Gene: SIAH3
Product: siah E3 ubiquitin protein ligase family member 3
Exons: 2
Coding region: 279-1007 (242 amino acids)
Biological process (GO): proteasome-mediated ubiquitin-dependent protein catabolic process; multicellular organism development
Cellular component (GO): cytoplasm
Molecular function (GO): ubiquitin conjugating enzyme binding; ubiquitin protein ligase activity
Source: RefSeq, a predicted model, not a curated record